Messenger RNA from Ceraceosorus bombacis, 847 nucleotides. NCBI's taxonomy places the organism in Eukaryota, Fungi, Basidiomycota, Exobasidiomycetes, Ceraceosorales, Ceraceosoraceae. The record is from the annotation of a GenBank genome assembly.
AUGCCCUACGCGCGCAAAAGAUCCCAUCAUGGCCGUCGAGGUGAGCGGAUCGCGCUCCUAUGCGGCCUACUUGCCCAGCCGGACACUGCGACUGACUUAAUUUCCCCUCCUGCCUCCUGGAACUGCUCAGACAUUCAAAGAGCCAUGCGCACUCGUGCGCGCAAGCUAGAUGCCGAUCAAAUCAGCGACAAUUUGCGCUCGAGCGAGAAGACGGCAGCUUUGCUGAAUCCGAGCAAUUUGGAUGUGGACAAACCUGGUCUCGGAUUGUUCUACUGCAUCCAAUGCGAUCGUCAUUUCCCUACCGACAAAGAUCGAGAAUCGCAUCUCGCAAGUAAACUGCACAAACGCAGCGCCAAGAGGGCGGCGGAAGAGGCGCACACGGUCGCAGCGACCGGGCUGUCAGUCGGAGUGGGAGUAGACAACAAACAACGCUCGGCUCCUUCGGUGAAGGCGUCUGUCCAAACCGACCAAAUGGCGACGUAAAACCAGACAAGGAACAACCUGGGCUCACCUGAUAGAGCAGCGCAGGCAAGCCUUCCGUUGAGGCUGACGUCUAAUGCUAACGCGUCUCGGUGCCCCCAGCAAGGCCAGCUUUGGUCUAGAGGCGAAAGUGAAUCUUUUGGACUUUGAGAGACGGCUUUCGCCUCCUAGCCGGCCCCACAAGCGCUUGGCUGGUAUUCGUGAUCUUCUAGAACAGACGCGCGCUUUGGCCUCGUCGCAGUUGCAUGCGACGCACGGCCCCCCACUUGGCAUUAGCCUCAUCCUCCCGAUUACUCACUCGGACGUGCAAUCUGCUCGCGGUCAGGAGGUGGUACACGCGAUGCCCAGCUUGUUGAGGUCCACUUGA